Messenger RNA from Phytophthora sojae, 1596 nucleotides. RefSeq lists its product as hypothetical. The record is from RefSeq and is a predicted model, not a curated record. Gene Ontology annotation, biological process: dephosphorylation. Gene Ontology annotation, molecular function: phosphatase activity. The transcript has 2 exons. Lineage: Eukaryota; Oomycota; Peronosporomycetes; Peronosporales; Peronosporaceae. The coding region runs from base 30 to 1466 and encodes 478 amino acids.
AGGCAGAGCUCUCGUCGUGUCAAGCAAGAAUGGUGCGGGUCAUCCAACUCGCGUCCACGCUGCUGCUCGCAGUGCUCGCCACGGGAGCCGUCUCCGCCGAUGAAGCUGCCCCGAGUGAGUUGCGCCGCCUGGUGACGCUGUCUCGCCACGGCAGUCGCGCGCCCAACGACGUGGUGAAGGUCACCUGCCCGCGCAACAAGGCCAACCUGGACGCGUACAAGGUGCCGCUGACGCAGCUGACGGAGAUCGGCAUGAACCAGCUGCAGGCCGUGGGCGAGCACGUCCGCCACACGUACGUGGUGGACGAGCCGCACCACGAGGAGGCUUUCCUUUCGCGCUCGCUCAACGGCGUGAACCACUCGCACUUCGAGACGUACUUCCGCGCCGACGCUGCAACGCGCUGCUCGCAAAGCGCGACCGCGCUGGGCUACGGGCUCUACCCUGAUGGAACCGGCCCGCCCGGCUUCCCGCACCAACCUGUGCCUAUUACCAUGCAGUUGGUGGAGAACGAGCAUGCAUUUGCUGCGCCCAAGGGCCCGUGCAGGAGCACGAUGGACGCUGACGUUGCCGUGUACGCUGAGACCCGUGCACCGGAGCUUUUCGGGCAAUACCGCGACGUUCUCGACCUGCUUGGUGAAGUUUGCGGCGUGGCUGUUGACGAUAUCCCCAAUGUGCCUGGCGGUGAGGAUGUUGUGCUGGGCGUGAAGGACCUGGCUGACAUGUUUAUCUUCGAUCGCGACGAGGGUCUCCCGCUCCCCGAUGGAAUGACGGUUGAUGCGCGUGAAAAGCUGGAGCAAUUGGCUUUCACGAACCUCAUGGAGCGCUAUUACUCGACGGACCGCGAAAUUACUUACUGGGUGGGAGGUUUUGCAGACUUGCUUAUGAACACCCUGCAAGGCGGGGCUGUGCCGACGGCGCCGUCUCGUGCUGAAUACCGCUACUUUUCGUUCCACGGCCACCGCGAGUUGCUGCAUGGUCUGGGAAUGAUGCUGGGCUGGGAGUUCCACUUCGAGGGACUGCCUGUAGCUCUUAACGUGAGUUCCCUUCACCCUGGAACGACAAUGUUCUUCGAGCUGCGUGCGCGUGAGCUCACCGCUGAAGAAGCUCAAAAGCAACCGGAUGCUAAGGAGGCCUACUUUGUGCGAACGUACAUGUGGUCGCCUUUCACCGAGCGUGAGCAAAUCAAGCUAACUAAGUGCUCGGUUGCGGACUGCCCGCUGGACGAGUUCUACAAGAUCAUGACGAACCACAUCGCUAGAACGGGCACGUGGGAGGCCAUUUGCGACUACCACAAGCCCGUGCAGGGUCAGGGCCAAGCGACGCUUUCACACGCUGUUGAGGACAACCAUGGUUUCGGGCGUCCAUCCUUCUUGACUGUCAUCGGUGUUGCCAUGGUGGUGGGAUUGGCAUUCACGGCGUUCAAGGUUUACACCGCUCGUCGCCGCGGAUACACCAUGGUGGUGUAAACCGCUGGCUGAAAAUGUGCGCAGGGGUGCCAAUGGCACCGUGCCACGCAAGGAUCAGAGAUAACUACAUCAUAGGGCUAGUAAGGCUCGGCAUUACACUUUAGACGAAAUACACGUCCGCACCACCUAG